UUUGCCUGAAAAAAGUUCAAUCGAAACUUUUGGAUGCUCAGAUACCGUAGGGCAACCGGAUGCUUAUCCUGCCAACCGCGUAAAAAAAUGUAUGUUAAGCCGCAAACGCUCAAACAGUUGAAAGCCGAAGUUCACGAUUUGCGUGGAGUUAUUCGAAAUUUACGACUUCAGCUUCGAGUGAAGGAACAACGAUUCAAAAAAUUUGAAAAAGAAACAGAGAAGAAAAUAAAUGAUUUGGAACUUGGCAUUGAACAGUUUCGGAAGUCAGCCAUUGAUAUUCAGUCCGUUUCAAAACAGUCGAUCAAAGAUGAAGUGCGCUCAUCCCUUCAAAAGAUUUUCACUGUGAAUCAAACCGAUUUGAUUCUAGGAGAGAAGAAAAAGGUGGUUUGGACAGCGGAAGAAAUUGCGCUGGCAUUUUCGCUAAGGUACCACAGUCAACCGGCAUAUUCAAUCGUACGGUCUGAAAUGAAGAUUCCAUUACCCUGCCUGAGAAGUCUCCGUGAAUGGGCGUCUUGCAUUGAGAUGCGCCGAGGAAUACUGAACGAUGUUUUUACAGUACUGAAGAUCGCUGGAAAGCACAUGUCUGCAAGAGAGCGAGUUGUAGUUUUAGGAUACGAUGAGGUAUCCGUCAAUGGUACCGUUGAAUAUGACAAACGAAACGAUAGCGUAAUUGGCCCUCACAAGGAGAUGCAAGUGGUAUCCGCUCGAGGAUUGUUUGGGAAAUGAAAACAACCGGUCUUCGCAGAUUUUGAUCAAAUGAUGACUAGGGAAGUGCUGGACAAAAUAAUUACACGUUUCCACGA
Messenger RNA from Topomyia yanbarensis, 803 nucleotides. RefSeq lists its product as uncharacterized. The transcript is spliced from 3 exons. Bases 34 to 726 code for a protein of 230 amino acids. The record is from RefSeq and is a predicted model, not a curated record. NCBI's taxonomy places the organism in Eukaryota, Metazoa, Arthropoda, Insecta, Diptera, Culicidae.